This is a messenger RNA of Chinchilla lanigera (long-tailed chinchilla), 1956 nucleotides long. It is a transcript of the gene Fmnl1, whose product is annotated as formin-like 1. Gene Ontology annotation, cellular component: cytosol. Gene Ontology annotation, molecular function: actin filament binding; small GTPase binding. Gene Ontology annotation, biological process: cortical actin cytoskeleton organization; regulation of cell shape; cell migration. NCBI's taxonomy places the organism in Eukaryota, Metazoa, Chordata, Mammalia, Rodentia, Chinchillidae. The record is from RefSeq and is a predicted model, not a curated record.
CGAUGCCCGCGGCCGGGGAGCUGGAGGAGCGGUUCUCGCGCGCUCUGAACUGCAUGAACCUGCCCCCGGACAAGGUGCAGCUGCUGAGCCAGUACGACGACGAGAAGAAGUGGGAACUGGUCUGUGACCAGGAGCGGUUCCAAGUCAAGAACCCCCCUGAAGCCUACAUCCAGAAGCUGAAGAGCUACCUCGAUGUUGGGGGGGUCAGCCGCAAGGUUGCAGCAGACUGGAUGUCCAACCUGGGGUUUAAGAGGCGUGGUCAGGAGUCCACGCAGGUGCUGCGGGAGCUGGAGACCUCCCUGAGGACCAACCACAUCGGGUGGGUGCAAGAGUUCCUCAACGAGCAGAAUCGCGGCCUGGACGUGCUCCUGGAGUACCUGGCCUUUGCCCAGUGCUCUGUCACGUAUGACAUGGAGAACACAGACAGUGGGGAGAAGAACCCUGAGAAGGGCAAGCCCUUGGAGCAGUCAGUGGAGGACCUCAGCAGGGGGCCGCCCCCCGCCCUGCCCAGGAGCCGCCACCUGACGGUCAAGUGCCCCCCUUCUCCCCGGCUGACCCCUGCACACAGCAGGAAGGCCCUGCGCAGUUCCCGCAUCGUCAGCCAGAAGGACGAUGUCCAUGUCUGCAUCAUGUGCUUGCGUGCCAUCAUGAACUAUCAGUCUGGCUUCAGCCUUGUCAUGAACCACCCAGCCUGUGUCAACGAGAUCACACUGAGCCUCAACAACAAGAACCCCAGAACCAAGGCUCUGGUGCUGGAGCUCCUGGCGGCUGUGUGCCUGGUGCGUGGAGGGCACGACAUCAUCCUCUUGGCCUUCGACAACUUCAAGGAGGUGUGCGGGGAACAGCACCGCUUUGAGAAGCUGAUGGAAUAUUUCCGCAACGAGGACAGCAACAUCGACUUCAUGGUGGCCUGCAUGCAGUUCAUCAACAUCGUGGUGCACUCUGUGGAGGACAUGAACUUCCGGGGGAACUACAUGAACAGCAGCAAGCGAGGGGCGGCCUACGGCUUCCGGCUGCAGAGCCUGGAUGCACUGCUGGAGAUGAAGUCCACGGACCGAAAGCAGACGCUGCUGCACUACUUGGUGAAAGUCAUUGCCGAGAAGUACCCGCAGCUGUCUGGUUUCCACAGCGAGCUGCACUUCCUGGACAAGGCGGGCGCAGUGUCUCUGGACAGCGUCCUGGCCGACGUGCGCAGCCUGCAGCAGGGCCUGGAGCUGGCGCGGCGAGAGUUCACACGGCAGGACGACUGCACGGUGCUCAAGGAGUUCCUGAGGGCCAGCUCGCCCACCAUGGACAAGCUGCUGGCCGACAGCAAGACGGCCCAGGAGGCCUAUGACUCUGUGGUGGAGUACUUCGGAGAGAACCCCAAGACCACAUCCCCCUCCAUGUUCUUCUCCCUCUUCAGCCGCUUCACCAAAGCCUAUAAGGGAGCAGAGCAGGAGGUGGAGCAGUGGAAGAAGGCAGCAGCUGCCCAGGAGGCGGGCAUGGACACCUCCGGCCGGGGAGAGCCCCCUGCACCCAAGUCUCCACACAGGGCACGGCGCCAGCAGAUGGACCUCAUCUCAGAGCUGAAGCGGAAGCAGCAGAAGGAGCCGCUUAUCUACGAGAGUGACCGUGAUGGUGCCAUCGAGGACAUCCUCACAGAUUUGCGGAACCAGCCCUACAUCCGCGCGGACACAGGUCGCCGCAGCGCCCGCCGGCGCCCCCUGGCGCCCACCCUGCAAGUAGCCACCGACCUGGCCUUGUAGCUGCCUGGUGGCAGGUGGAUGCUGGGGCCCGGGCGCUCGAGGACAGCUGUGACCCCGCAUGUUUCAAGAACCUGGGCCCUGAGACAGCCAUACUUGGUGGGAGCCUGGCUUGUGACCUGUGAGGCCACCUUGCCGGCCUGGGCCUCGGCCCCAGGACUCUCCCUGAGCCUUAUUUUUAUACGAGAGUAAUAAAGAUGUUUGCAGAAGA